This is a messenger RNA of Nicotiana attenuata, 997 nucleotides long. Its product is annotated as protein trichome birefringence-like 43. Gene Ontology annotation, cellular component: Golgi apparatus. The record is from RefSeq and is a predicted model, not a curated record. The transcript has 4 exons. NCBI's taxonomy places the organism in Eukaryota, Viridiplantae, Streptophyta, Magnoliopsida, Solanales, Solanaceae. The coding region runs from base 104 to 814 and encodes 236 amino acids. Gene Ontology annotation, molecular function: O-acetyltransferase activity.
UAAGUCUACCCCAUCUUAUUCUUGAAUUAAUAUUUGAUCCUUUUUUUUUCCUUGUAGAUUUAAUGGAACCGAAUUCUUAUUAAAAUACAGAGGAAAGCGCAUCAUGUUUGUUGGAGAUUCACUGGGUCAAAAUCAAUGGCAUUCCCUUGCGUGUAUGAUUCAUGCAUCACAACCACAAGUCAAGUAUAUCAUGGAUAAAAUUGGAAGGCAAUAUACAUUCAGCCUCCCCGAUUACAAUAUUUGGUUAUUGUUUCUUGGGAAUCCUCUCAUUGUUGACAUUAUCACGGAAAAAGGCUCAAGAGUACUGAAGAUUGAUUCAAUCCGUUCGGAAAAUGUCUGGAAAGAAAUGGAUGUUUUGGUGUUUAAUACAUGGCAUUGGUGGAAUCGCACAGGGAUUAAUAAACAAACUUGGAAUAGCGUUCAAGAUGGGAAUACUACAUACAAAGAUAUGAACAGAUUAGAACUUUACAAAAAAGCACUAAAUACAUGGGCAAAAUGGGCUGACUCUAAUCUCAACUCCACAAAAACAAGAGUCUUUUUUCAAGGAGUUUCUCCUGACCAUGAGAAAUGUGAAGGAAAAACAAGACCAUUGCAAAGUCCAGGAAGUUUGUUUCCAGGAGAAAUGGAACUAGAGAACGUUGUGAAAACAAUGUCAAAGUUAAAUGUUCGUUUGAUCAAUAUAACGAGCUUGUCACAAUAUAGAGCAGACGGUCACCAAUCCAUCUAUAGCUAUAAAAUGGAUUGCUUGCACUGGUGUCUACCUGGGGUCCCUGAUGCUUGGAAUCAACUCCUUUACCACCAUCUUAUUUCAUAGUUUUAGCACAUUUUGCCCCUUUUUUUCUUCUUAAUAUACUUUUCUUUUAAAUUUUGCAUGGAAAUCUACACGAAUUUAUAACUCCUUUAAACCUGGGGAAUGAAUUUUGGCGAUUCUGAGUACCUUUCCAUCUAACUUAUCAACUACCUCUAAUUAAGAGGAAGAAUUCUGAUCUUGUUAUAC